This is a messenger RNA of Perognathus longimembris pacificus (Pacific pocket mouse), 1508 nucleotides long. RefSeq names its product rhomboid like 2 (gene Rhbdl2). The record is from RefSeq and is a predicted model, not a curated record. Gene Ontology annotation, cellular component: membrane. Gene Ontology annotation, molecular function: serine-type endopeptidase activity. The transcript is spliced from 8 exons. Lineage: Eukaryota; Metazoa; Chordata; Mammalia; Rodentia; Heteromyidae. Bases 279 to 1187 code for a protein of 302 amino acids.
GAGACUGCCGAGCAGGCUGGCCCAGCCCAGCCCAGCCCAGGCCUGGCCACAAGGCAGGGAGGGGAUUUCCUCAGGCUCUCUCCUCCUGAGCCCAGUCACUUUGGGAACCAGUCUGGAAGAUUUUAGUUCAGGGAGGGACAGAGGGGUGCCUAACAGGGCGGGAGCUUGGAGCAGCUGGGAGAUCCAUUGGCCCAGGACAACUGGAAGACGGGGACCAGUCGGUGCAGCCGGGGCGGUCCCUGCCUCGGCUUCCCGAGGUGGAGGGAGAACCCAGCACUAUGGCUGCUACUCCUGAUUUGGAGAUGGAGAGUGUGACUCUGAAUAUGGACAGAGAAAGGAAAGAAGAGCUGGAGGAAGAGAAAAUGAGAGAGGGUCUGAGAAGUAAAGAUCUCCCCAAGAGCAGAAAGGUCCACAGGAUUGUUUCCAAGUGGAUGCUUCCUGAGCAUGCCCGAAGAACAUACCUGGAGAGGGCCAACUGCCUCCCACCCCCACUGUUCAUCAUCUCCAUCAGCCUGGCCGAGCUGGCAGUGUUUAUUUACUAUGCAGUGUGGAAGCCUCAGAAACAGUGGAUCACCUUGGACACUGGCAUCCUGGAAAGUCCCUUUACCUACCGGCCUGAGAAGAGGGAGGAAGCCUGGAGGUUUAUCUCCUACAUGUUGGUACAUGCUGGAGUGCAGCACAUCGUGGGGAAUCUUUUCAUGCAGCUCGUGUUGGGGAUCCCCUUGGAAAUGGUCCACAAAGGUCUCCGGGUGGGGCUGGUGUACCUGGCUGGAGUGCUUGCAGGUUCCCUUGCCAGCUCCAUUUUUGAUCCCCUUAAAUCUCUUGUGGGUGCUUCAGGAGGAGUCUAUGCCCUGAUGGGGGGCUAUUUCAUGAAUGUUCUAGUGAAUUUUCGAGAAAUGAUUCCUGCCUUUGGGAUUGUCAGACUUAUCAUCAUCAUCCUUAUAAUUGUGUCGGAUGUGGGAUUUGCUCUCUACAGAAGAUUCUUUGUCCCUGCAAAUGGGUCUCCGGUGUCCUUUGCAGCUCACUUUGCAGGAGGAUUGGCUGGAAUGUCCAUAGGUUAUACUGUGUUUAGUUGCUUUGAUCAGGCACUGCUGAAAGAUCCCAGAUUUUGGAUAGCAAUUGCUGCUUAUUUAGUUUGUGUCUUAUUUGCUGUGCUUUUCAAUAUUUUCCUAUCUCCAGCAAAUUGAUCUGACUCUAGUAUGAAUCAGAUGGGGGGAUUUGGGGAGGAAAAUGAGAAACUCUGUGAUGAAACAGAGAUGUCCCAGCAAACACUAAGGUUUUAUAAAUAUAACAAUACAGUACUCAUCAGCCUAAGGGCUGUUUACAGAAAGACCUUGGGAAUUGAGAAAGGGGCUUCUGAAUGUGAGGGAAGGUCAUUCCUGGCAUAUAGUAUGUGUGCUUGUAUCCUAUCAAAGACUUGUUCUCCUUGGAGGGUAUAUAUUGGAGGUUACUUGAUAGAAUUCCAUGGAUACUGUACUAUGCUGAUAAUAAAACCCUUUUAAUAUCUG